Coturnix japonica (Japanese quail) is the source of this 6744-nucleotide messenger RNA. The record is from RefSeq and is a predicted model, not a curated record. NCBI's taxonomy places the organism in Eukaryota, Metazoa, Chordata, Aves, Galliformes, Phasianidae.
ACAUCCUGAUGGAUCGGGGAUAUGUCUGUGUCACACUAUGAAUUCCGUUUUUGCUUUCUGAAUGCUGUUUUACAAUUGCGACUGUCCAUGUGGAUUAUUGCAUCUAUUUUUAUAGCCAAGGUUCUGUCUGGGAAGAUGUAACGGAGCAAUCAACAGCGCUGACUGGUUCUAUUUUGCUGGAACAAUAGUUUCCCCGCAAGCUGUGCUGCUCAAUCUCCACAUGUAGGACAGGAGGGCUGGGGUAUGGGCCUGCCCUCAAAUUGAAGGACAUGGGUAGAGAGGACUGGAGACAUUGUAUGGGGAGACAUUUGGUCUUCCUGCUAACCAUAAAAGAGUGGCCAAGCCCAAACCUUAGCAGCAAUGGCGAGGCAUGGGGCGUUAUGUUAAGGCCUGCACUGCUGGGGAAGCUGGGAGCCAAGCAGCUACAGCCAUGCAUUGCUGCCACAGGCUUGGGUUCUUGGUUCUCUCUCUUUCUUCCUUAUGCCCAGGCACUACAUUUGCAUGCAUCAAAACAAUGAUUCCUCCGGGGGAAUGCCUCUAUGCUGGGAGGAAAAGGAGGAAACCCAUUCAGAAACAAAGGCCUGCAGCUGGAAAUGAAAAAUCCAAUCCUUCAAAGAGGCACAGGGACCGCCUAAAUGCAGAGCUAGACCAUCUGGCCAGCCUCCUGCCUUUCCCACCCGACAUAAUAUCCAAGCUGGACAAGCUGUCUGUGCUGCGCCUCAGUGUCAGCUACCUGCGAGUCAAAAGUUUCUUUCAAGCCAUUCAAGAAAAGCACUUUAAGAAGCAAGUUGGUCAGUCAAUAAAGGAAGACAAUGUAUCUAACAAGACUGCUGUCCAAGAAGGUGGACUUCUGCUAGAGUCACUGAACGGUUUUGCAUUGGUGGUGAGUGCAGAUGGAAUGAUAUUUUAUGCAUCAUCAACCAUUGUGGACUACCUAGGGUUUCAUCAGACUGAUGUAAUGCACCAAAACAUAUAUGAUUACAUUCACGUUGACGAUCGCCAGGAUUUCUGUAGACAACUGCACUGGGCCAUGAAUCCACCUCAGAUGUCUGGACAGCAACUACAGACAGAAACAGGAGAAGAAUAUAUUCUCAGUAAAUUGUUUAAAGCACAAGAGAAUGACAGCACAACAACAGAUUAUUCUUCCUUCUUAACUCGUUGUUUCAUCUGUCGAGUUCGCUGCUUGUUGGACAGCACUUCUGGCUUCCUUACAAUGCAGUUUCAAGGCAAACUCAAGUUUCUUUUUGGACAAAGGAAGAAGUCCUCAUCAGGAGCAGUAUUACCACCUCAGCUGUCCUUAUUCUGCAUAGUGGUACCACUUCUUCUCCCUUCUGUGACAGAGAUGAAGAUGAAAAGCCUACUUGUGAAAGCAAAACACAAAGCUGAUGAUGCAGCAGUGAAUACAAACUCCAGUUCCAAAGGUAAUUCAAGUCUGUGUGAAGCAGCAGAAUUAUAUGGAAGAAAUAGUCAUCACGAAGGUGCAGCUUUUGCUAAUGUAUUACAGAUUACUGAAAACCAGUUCAAAGCGAAGAAUAAUGGAGAAAAUGGCAUUUCUCUAGUCAAAGUACAAACAAAUGAAGAUCACUGGGUCUGGGUUCAAGCUAACGCUCAACUUCUGUAUCGAAGUGGUUGUUCAGAAUAUGUUGUUGCCCAACAGCAAAUGCUGAAGGAAGAAGAUGAACAACUGAAGCUACCCAACACUUUUGCUGGUUUGAAGGGAAACCUGGAGGGACUUUCCUACAACAGCGCCCUUGAAACCCUGGGCCAACUGAAGCAUCUCAACUGGACAGCAGUUAAGAAUGAGCAAGAUAAUGUAAAAGUGAAGUUUGAGCCUCAUACAAAUGGUGAGUGUUUUGUGCAGGAGGAAUCACUCACUUCUAACACGCCAGUUUUAGGCAUUCAAAACAACUGCACCACAAACAGUAGCUGGACUUUCAGAAACUCAGGCUCUUGUUCUAUAAAUCAGCGAAUGAAUGCGUGUUCAAGCAGAAGAGCUGGAUCAUUCUACAACAGAGACCAGAGUUUCUUAAAUUUAGCAUCAACUUGUCCUUCUCACUGGGGUAGUGCAGAAAACUGUCAGUCUUACUCAGGCUUACAACAGCGUGCCAUGGAGAACUAUACUGCAGACCACCUGAAACUGCAGAGAUCGCUAAUAUCCUCGGAGUCUCUCUAUGAUGCAGCGUUUCCCUUGGAUAUGCCUAUUAAAACAGAAUAUGAUUCUGAUUCUGAGAACAUUGCUGAUAAUUACCUGAUGCCACAAAACCGAGCCUGGCUGGAUGAGAAUGGCACCAUGAGGAAGCAGUUGUUCAGCUAUCCCAAUAGGGUGCACCUGAAAGCAGAACCGGACCUCUGUCAGCAAGCUUCACCUUGCCAGAAGCCAAGGCACUGCCUUUAUACGCCACAUAAUUGGCAGUGCAUUGUAGCAAAUCAUCCCAGCAACCUCAAUCUGAACAGAUCUUGCAAGGGUUUGCGUAACAGAGAGGUGGCCCCGUUUUGCCCCCAGAACUCCUCUGCCUGCUUGGAAAGCCUGCCUGACCUGCCGCACACCGAGGGCUACAACCAGUUCUACAGCCCUGCUCCAGGGGACAAGGAGCAAAAUAAUGAGGUGUUUAAAAUGCCGUGUGAAUUUAAGAGCCCUUGCUUGGUUCAAGCAAUCAAGCGUGAGCCCCUGGAUUCCCCACCGUUGUCUAACAGUGGACAGAACAGAGCACACAUGAGCUUUCCUGAAAAUACAAUAGCAGGUCCUGUGCCUCAUAAAGCCACUGAAUGUACAUUCUUACAGUAGAUUUUAUAGCAUUGGGAUUAUUUAUAAUGUCGAAAGGAAGAAGUAAUUGUAGCUUCACUUCCAGCUGGGUUAAAUGAGUUAUUACAAUUAAAAAACAGUGGGAAGAUGUUGAGUGUGUGUGCGCGUGUAUGUCUGUGUGUGGAACAAAACAGACAUAGACGCACACUCACUCUCAUACGUGCCCUUUAAACACAGCCAUUCUCUUAGUGAUCUGUGGAAAAAAAGAAAGACAAAACCUCAGAUACAGAAAAAUAAUCAGUAUUUAUUGCACAGCUGUACCUGCUAAUGUGGCUUCACCCUUUUUCCUCUCAUGUCUGCAGUUCUGUAACAAGGUGUAGCUAUUUCUGGUUUUUGCCUUUGCUCUUUUUUUCUCAAGCUAAUGUGAUGCCUCUGUGAAAAGACAAAAUGUUUAUGGUGUUCAGUGUGGCCAGGAGUUUACCUUUGGAGUUAACUCAUUUUUCUUUUUAACCACUCCAGUAAGUAUCAGCUGUUCCUUUAUCUCUACGCUGAGUUACUGACAACAGGCAAGGGCUUCCCAAACACACAGAGUAUUCUUGAUUUAAAAGGACAGCAUUAAUUUAAAACACAUAACAUUCACAAAAUGCAUUACAAAUCAUUGCACUUCAAACUAAGUUUUUCCCCUGGUGUUUUCUAGACAAUAAUAAUGCUUUAGUGCAUAUUUUCCAUUUUAAAGCCAUUCACCUUUUAUGUUUGAUUGAAAGACUGAACAAUAGGAUGUUAUCCACUUCUUUAAAUGAGUUACAAAAGGCUUUUAAAUGUACACUAGAAGGAUAUAUUUCACCAGUUAUCUUCCUUGCUCUUACUUGUAACAUGAAGAAAAGAAAUGCACUUUUAGAUGUGAUGGUAUCUCUUCGACUGACAGCAGCCUGUUAGUCACUGUCACCUGACAGAGGAACUCCGAUCCCACACUAAGAUUAGAAACAUGGUUUUUAAAGAGCAUCUUCAUUUCAUCUCCUAAAGAAAAUCUUAAUCUCACUGAGAGACAACUGGAUUUAUGACUUUCAAAAGCACUUUGGUGCAUUUCUGUGCUUUUGAAAACAGAUCCAUAUGCUUUCUUUUGAAGCUGGAUAGUCACGUAUUUCCACUUUAAAGAACAAUCUACAACUUCAGUUUUGGUUGUUGUAGUUUGACUCCUGCACUAAUUUUGUUUUACAAUUGCACUAUUUCAAUUUUAUAUCAUCUUCAACUAUAGCAAACCUAUACCAUUAAAAAAAAAACAACCCACAAACAACUAGAUAUAUACACGUGCUUUUUGUAAAGAAACCCUAGAGUGAAUGUUUUCUUUUUCAAAAUAUUAUAAAUAAUUCUGAUGUCUUCAUUCCUUCUAGCCACUGUGGGCAUGGCUGUACAUAUGCCAGCAAAGUGGCAUAAACUUCUCCCUAAUGCUAUAAGUGGUUGAAGUGCAGUUUUCAGGUAGGACAAUAGUUUUGCACAGGGAGUGGUAUCUGGGAGGCCGCUCUUCUCCAGCUCUGGUAGAAGUUACUGCCUGCACAUUAGAGUUGGCAGAAGUAAAUACAUGCAUUCCCCGCAUGUCGGUUCAGCUUAUGAACAAUGGUUUGAUCUGAAAUGCUGCACUUUACACAGAAAUGAAACUUCUGAUGUUUGUCCUGCAUAAGGACGCAUUCCCCACAAAAAGGCAAGAGUGGAUAAGAAGGGCAAUAAUGUCUUUCUGCAGCUCAAGUUAAUUCUGCCAUAGUUCAGCUGACUUAACUCAAGCCAAGAGAACAUCUCAUGUUUUUAUAUUUAUCUUUUCUUGUAUCUGAGAUAUAUCAGUUCCCUGCUGACUACAUUCUGUCUCUUACUUGAGACAGUCUUGAUAUCCUUGCCUUAACACUUUCACCAGUGGGUACAAUGCAACAUCAGACCGCAUUCAGAGAUGAAACCGUAAUGGUGGAAUUGACUCCAUAAUCUAGUACAUCAUUCAUCUUGCGUAAAGCUAAGCCCAAUCAGGCAAAUUGAUCUUGGUUUUCGAGUGAAACUGUGAGAAAUCAGCAGAGCUGCACAAAGUCUGCCCCACUGAUUCACUAUCUACAAAAACAAGAGCAGAAAUGGGGUAUUGUAGAGAUAGGGCGAUGUGGAGCAAGUGGAGGACAUGAUGGCAUGACUGCCAGAAAUCUGUUUAACUCCACUCUUGGACUCACUGUGAUACUCCUCCAAAUGAGACUACCCAGGCCUGCCUGGUUUAGCACUACCUUACACGUUCUUUUGUCAUUUGGAUUAGUGCAGUGUGACCAUAAAACACUACUAUCCACAUUAAAAAAAAGUGUUAUCAGUGGACUCUGUUCUGGAAAAUGUUAUCACGUGCAACAGUCUCAUAUGAAAUGCACUUAUUAAGAGAUGGGCAACUUAUACUUUUAGAUAACUGCUGGGCACUAUUGAUAGGAAAAAAAAAUAAAUUAAAAGGUCAGUUUUGUGUAAGAACUUUGUAUAUUGCACUAUUUGGGCAAAUUAAUGCUGAAAACCAAUCUCUCCAUAUCUGUUUUUAAAGAGCAGGUAUCUGUCCUUUAUCCCCUCUGGACCAAAAUCUGAAUUUGCAUUGUACCCUGUUAAAUUACCAGUGAUUUAAUGUUGUAAAACCUUUUUGUACCCAGGCAUUAAUGAUCCCAUGACAGAGGAAGAAGAUGGGGCAGUUGCUUUAAAUCGUUACUUUGUAUUGGUCGCUGUUUUGGUAUUAUUGGUACUAUUUUAAAAACUACCGCUUAGAAGAGUUUAAGAUGCUUCCAGUCAGUGAUGUUUGCCUUUUAUCCUUAGUAUUUAUAUCCUCUAAGCACAGCCCUAAGAUGUGUUUUAAUUUCUCUCAUAGAAGAAAUGCCUGGUGAAAUGCUUGCGUGCUACAAACACGGAGUAUUCAGGCUGAAAGAAAUGCAUUUCUUUUUCCAGUGUGGACAUGAUGCUUUCUAAGACCUGACUGACAAUAGCAUUCAAACUUCCUCAGCUGUCAAUUCUUCAGAGUCAGAACAAACUUCUUAAUUCUGGUAUUCAGAGGUUUGGUGGUUUGUUUUCUUGGAUUUGUGUGUGUGUGUUUUGUAGUUUGUUUGAAAGUGUAUCUGCCUCUGAGAUGUCACUUAUCCCACAGACGCCAGAGAUUAUCAUCAGUGCUAAAGCUGUUACCUUCACUGUGAAUUUGGCCUGAUUUAGCUGUUAGUGGACAGCUGCACAGAACCUUGCAAAUGCUGGUCCAAUUAAAGCCCCUGUUUUUACCUAAAAACCAGACUGAUUUGAGCUAAAGGUAAGCAUGUACCGUAGAGUGGUUAUUCUAAGGUUUGCCGGGAUGCAGUAAAGACCAGUGGCUCAAACUGAGCAGACCUUCACUGUAGGUAACACUAUCAAUAAUUUAUAUUUAAUCCGGACUCUUUGGAUACCAAAAUAGAACUUUGAGAAUCUGAAGACAGAGCAAUGUGUGCAAUGGCAUGGCCUGGUUUCAGUUGGUCCACAGUCUAUAGAUUUAACUAGUGAAACAGAAGAGCAAACAGCUAUACCAAAAUUCUUUGUAGGACAGACUGACUUCCUAGUGCUUGAUUACAAUGUGUUAAUGUUUUCAUUGCCCUUGAUUAGAAGACACCAAUAUAUUCUUGAAGUCCUUUGAACUGAGUCUCAGUCUCCUCUGGAUGGCUUAGGAAGGUCUGACAUUUGUGUGUCAGCCAGUUCAGAAAAACUCAUUGUUACGAUCCUUGAUAUAGUAUUAACAUUGACGGGGCAUGUGCAAUUCCCCUGGAAAUUCCCAGUGCUUAAAGAACUUAGGUGGAAAGCAUCCAGCUUGAGGCAAGGAAUGGGCUGUGGGAUAGAAUCAGCUUCUGCUGCCUGGAAGCCCUGCUUAACUCGUUCUGUGGAAGCCAUAUUGAAACUUAAGUAGAACAACCUCACCCAGGGUAGUUAUUUCAUAAAAGCCAUUAAUUUAUCUCAAAAAGAAAAAAGAAAAAAAAAAGAAUAUUUUAAUU